Molecule: messenger RNA, 1074 nt
Organism: Closterium sp. NIES-65
Lineage: Eukaryota; Viridiplantae; Streptophyta; Zygnematophyceae; Desmidiales; Closteriaceae
Source: the annotation of a GenBank genome assembly
AUGACUCGAGCCUACAUCACGUCCAUUCCCGUCGGCGUGGUGAUGAAGAAGGCCGGCUAUUCGGGAUUCACGCAGGACUACUUCUUGGGUCGCAGUAGGGUGGAACCGGGAGACGAACUCCUCGCUCUCAUCGCCGAGCACAUCUUCCCCGACGUCGACGACCUCCUCAACAAGGAGAUAUCGGUCCGCCAUGACGCCCAGUUCGCGGUCGUCUCCCUCACGGAGACGCUUAAGCUCGAGAGGGAGCGGUCAACGGUCCAGAAGCUCGACCUCGAGGAGAAGAUCGAGAAUCGCGACGCAACCAUCGCGUCGCUCGCGGCCGAGAUAACACGCCUCACCGAGGCUCUCCGCGUUUCAGAAGCUCGAAGGAUGCCGGAGGCGCCGCCAGCUGCUAACGACCACUCGCCGAGCGACGGUGGCUCCGCGGAGUCGGCAAGCAGGGGUGGAGGAGCCAACAAACCCAAUAAACCCCCACAGACGGUCGAGGAGGCUACCUACGAGCUGAACGUGGUGCAGCCUUGGCGGACUGCAACGACCGUCAAGGACGCGUGGCGCCUCUGGACCUCGUGCACCAGCGCCGACACCCGUCGUCUGUGCGACAGGUUCAGGGAGCCGGGAUUCGUCGACCGCCACACCCUCCUCGACGGAGCCUCGCAGGGAGCACACGGGAAGAGGGUGCGCCGCAUGAUGAAGGUCAUCGAUGCGGUGCGCCAGCUUCGCAGGAGCGACGGCGAAGCCGACACGGAAGCCACCGUCGACGCGCUUAACAAGAUAGCGGCGCCUGGCAUUGGGAUCUUCGCGGAUGCCCUCACGGUGCUCAACGCGGACGCCGUAGCGACCUAUGCUGGGCAGGGUAAGGGCGUCAAAGGGCUCGGCAAGACGGAAUUUUCCAAGCUUCGUGUCGCCUGUGCGUUCGUGGCGCGCGGGCUCAAGCCCGAAACGUGGGUCGCCGACCUGUUCCCGGACACCUGGGUUGAGCAGAUGAAGAAGACGUUGGCCGACCUAGCCCGCGAAAACGACGCCGGGCAGCUGCCUCCGACCAAUAAGUCGACCAAGCGCAAGAAAACCGCUUGA